Capronia epimyces CBS 606.96 is the source of this 1656-nucleotide messenger RNA. RefSeq lists its product as uncharacterized. The transcript has a single exon. The record is from RefSeq and is a predicted model, not a curated record. NCBI's taxonomy places the organism in Eukaryota, Fungi, Ascomycota, Eurotiomycetes, Chaetothyriales, Herpotrichiellaceae. Gene Ontology annotation, molecular function: carotenoid dioxygenase activity. Gene Ontology annotation, biological process: carotene catabolic process. The coding region runs from base 1 to 1656 and encodes 551 amino acids.
AUGGAAGCACUUGAAGGAAAAGCCCUCUCCGGCCCUCAUUACAACGACUGGCCAAAUGCACUGGGGUUUGACACCCACUAUGAAGAAAGGAGCCCAGUUGAGCUCCGAGUAGAGGGCACAAUUCCAGCAUACACCGCCGGCACCCUCUUUCGAACUGGGCUGGGGCCCAGAACGUUCAAGACGUCCAAAGAGACCUGCUUCUCUGUCAACCACUGGUUUGACAGCUUCUCUCAAAUCCACCGCUUUCAGAUCCAUGCCCCUCAGGCUAAUGAGCCUAUUCGGGUCACCUACAAUUCACGACUGACCAGUGAUGGACUGAUCGAAAAGAUCAGAAAGACUGGGAAACUUGACGGGUUCACGUUCGCCGCCAAGUAUGACCCUUGCAAGUCAUUCUUUCGGAAAGUCCAAUCUGUCUUUCAUCCGAAUGGGGAGCCGAAGCCGAAUGAAAUCAACGUGGCAGUCACCAUGUCAGCCAAUUUUCCGGGUUUCUCAAAAACCGGUGAGAGGUUGGACAGCCCCCACGGCCCCGGACAAGGCAUGACUUUGUGUAACAAGACAGACGCCACAAUGAUGCAGAUGCUUGACCCUGAAAGCCUGGAGCCUGUGGGCAUUGCCCGUCAAACGACUCUCCACCCAGAACUCAAGGGCUUGGGCAGCGGGGCCCAUGCACAAUCAGAUCCCAACACAGGACAUGUCUUCAACUAUAACCUUGACUUCGAUCGGAGCCCCAUUUAUCGAAUCUUCCGAGUUUCUACGUCCUCUGGCAAAACCUCUAUCUUGGCUAAAAUCCAUCAUUCUGCAGCAUACCUGCACUCGCUCUUUUUGACCGAGAACUAUGUGGUGCUGUGUGUUUGGAACUCCUUCUAUAAAGCCGGCGGGGCUUCAAUACUGUGGCACCGGAAUCUGCUUGACGCGAUGGCCUAUGAUAGCACGCAACCGGCCACUUGGUUCGUCAUCGAUAAGCGCCCAGCAGAAGAAGGUGGCAGAGGUCUCAUUGCAAGAUAUACGUCAGAUGCCUUUUUCGCAUUUCACACCAUCAACGCAUAUGAGGAGCCGUCGAGCACAUCCGAGGGCACAGUGGACAUUGUCGCUGACCUAGCCGCAUUCGACAACAUGGACGUGUUAGAGCAUUUCUAUCUGGACAACCUGGUUAGCGAUUCGCCCAAGGUACAUGCUUCCAAUCACUCGUUUGGCUCGACGAUUCGCCCCAGCUACCGAAGGUACCGAUUACCAUCGCCAUCCACGGCGGCUACAAAAGGUGCGCAAGCCAUUUUGGAAUACACCAGCAACAAAGAAGAUGCGUUUGAGCUGCCUAUCAUUAAUCCCAAACUAGUGACGAAGAAGCAUCGAUAUAUGUACGGCGUCUGCAAUACAGGGAAAUCCACAUUUCUUGACGAGCUUGUCAAGUGCGAUGCUUCUACGCAUACGACCUUGCGUUGGAGUAGACAUGGCCACACUGCCGGUGAGCCAGUCUUCGUACCAGACCCGAAGUCGAGUGAAGAAGAUGGUGGCGUUCUUCUGUCCGUGGUAUUGGAUGGUCACGAAGGGAAAAGCUAUCUCCUGGUCCUGGAUGCGAAGAAUAUGGAGGAAGUAGGGCGAGCACAUGUUGACGGCGCUAUCGGAUUUGGUUUCCAUGGGCUUUUCCUCCAAGCAUGA